UUUUUUUUUUUUUUGGGUUUUUUUUUUUUUUUUUAUUUUUAAGGGGGCUCAUCGUUUUUUCCCUCCCGCCGCCGAUGCUCCGGAGAGAAGAAGGGGAAGAACUUGACAGCCGCCUCGCUGCCCUCCCCUAAAUCUUUUCAUUAUCCCCUCUUCUAUUUUUAUAUGAUUUGACCAUUAUCAAUUUUUUUCCUGCAUUUUUAAGCCGCCGCCGUGUGCCGGCGCGGGAUUUUUUUUUUCCUUUUUCCUUCUCGUUUGCGCGUCUCCAUCCCCGGCGGAGGUUAUGAUGGUGCAUUGUGCGGGCUGCGAGAGGCCGAUUUUGGACCGGUUCCUGCUGAACGUCUUGGACAGGGCAUGGCACAUCAAAUGCGUCCAGUGCUGCGAGUGCAAGUGCAACCUCACCGAGAAAUGCUUCUCCAGGGAAGGCAAACUCUACUGCAAAAAUGACUUUUUCAGGAGGUUUGGUACCAAAUGCGCCGGCUGCUCCCAGGGCAUCUCCCCCAGCGACCUCGUCCGGAAAGCGCGGAAUAAAGUCUUUCACCUGAACUGUUUCACCUGCAUGGUCUGCAACAAGCAGCUCUCCACGGGCGAGGAACUCUAUAUCAUAGACGAAAACAAAUUUGUUUGCAAAGAGGAUUAUUUGAACUCUCCCAGUUUGAAGGAAGGAAGCCUCAACUCAGUGUCCUCAUGUACAGACAGGAGUUUGUCCCCGGAUCUCCAGGACCCCAUGCAGGACGACACGAAGGAGACGGACAACUCGACCUCCUCGGACAAGGAAACCACCAACAACGAGAACGAGGAGCAGAACUCGGGCACCAAGCGGAGGGGGCCCCGCACCACCAUUAAAGCCAAGCAGCUGGAGACCCUCAAAGCUGCCUUCGCCGCCACCCCCAAACCCACCCGCCACAUCCGAGAGCAGCUGGCCCAGGAGACCGGCCUCAACAUGAGAGUCAUCCAGGUCUGGUUCCAGAACCGUCGGUCCAAGGAGCGCCGGAUGAAGCAGCUGAGCGCGCUGGGCGCCCGCCGGCAUGCCUUCUUCCGCAGCCCGCGCAGGAUGCGGCCCCUCGGCGGCCGCCUCGACGAGUCCGAGAUGCUCGGCUCGACGCCCUACACGUACUACGGAGAUUACCAAGGUGACUACUACGGACCGGGAGGCAACUAUGACUUUUUCCCCCACGGGCCGCCCUCCCAAGCCCAGUCCCCGGCCGACUCCAGCUACCUUCAGAACUCAGGACCCGGCUCCACACCCCUGGGACCCUUGGAGCCCCCCUUAAGCGGACACCACUCCUCAGAAAACCAAAGGUACACGGAUAUGAUCUCGCAUCCCGACACCCCCAGCCCCGAGCCGGGGAUGACCGGCUCGCUGCACCCCAUCCCAGGGGAGGUCUUCAGCGGGGGGCCCAGCCCACCCUUCUCCAUGUCCAGCAAUAGCGGCUACAGCGGGGCCCUCUCGCACCCCAACCCGGAGCUCAGCGAGGCAGCGGUGUGGUAGGCCUGGUGUGGGCACGUGUGUGUGUGGGGAGGGGGAAAACACCCCCGUGUUCCCCCACCCCACGCGUGUCCCCCCCCACCCCACGGAUAAAGACCCCCCCUCCGAUGCCAAAACGCAUCCCUGCAUCCCUUCCAUCACCGCAGAUCCCCCCCUCCAUAUGGGACCUUGGGGCCACCCCACUACCUCCCCCUCCCGGCACCUUCCCCCCAGCACUGGGGGGGGGAUAAGGAAUGGUGCCCAGCCCUGAAGACUCACCCCCCUCGUUGGCAGCGGGACCCCCGCCUCUCGGACCAAAGCUGAACUCACCUGGACACAGGUCCCACCGCCCCGGUGGCUCCUGGGGAGAGGGGGGGGCUUGGCAGGGCUCCCCCCUGCUCAUUAACAUCCUUUUUAAUUAUCCCCUACCACAUCAUAACAGGGGGGAAAUGGGGAAUAGCAGGAAUAAACCCCCAGCCCCUUCCCUGCCCUUGUUUUUCGUUGUUCGCAUUUCAUCCCCAAGGAGAAGGUGGGUUUGGACCCGGUCUUUGGUUUAGAGGGGGUGUGGAGGGGGGUGUCCAGGGCUGCCCCAGUGACUGGCUGAGAUUGGGCUCCCACACGGUGGCAAAGACACCAGAAAGAGGCAAAAAAUACCCAAUAACAGGAAGCGAACCAACACAAUAACCAGGAAAAAAAACCAGGACAAACCCAACCCAAGCACCACAACAGCAGAAAUCAAACCCUGAGCCUCACCACCGAGUUCCACCCCAACGAUUCCCAGAGGCUCCGCCAAUUUAAGGAUGUAUUAUAGUUUUUGCUUCUAGUUUCUUUAUUUUGUAUAAAGGAGAAACAAAUAAAGUA
Molecule: messenger RNA, 2326 nt
Organism: Strigops habroptila (Kakapo)
Lineage: Eukaryota; Metazoa; Chordata; Aves; Psittaciformes; Psittacidae
Gene: LHX5
Product: LIM homeobox 5
Exons: 5
Coding region: 281-1489 (402 amino acids)
Biological process (GO): regulation of transcription by RNA polymerase II; neuron differentiation
Cellular component (GO): nucleus
Molecular function (GO): RNA polymerase II transcription regulatory region sequence-specific DNA binding; DNA-binding transcription factor activity, RNA polymerase II-specific
Source: RefSeq, a predicted model, not a curated record